Messenger RNA from Oreochromis niloticus (Nile tilapia), 1235 nucleotides. Lineage: Eukaryota; Metazoa; Chordata; Actinopteri; Cichliformes; Cichlidae. The transcript has 3 exons. The record is from RefSeq and is a predicted model, not a curated record. Gene Ontology annotation, molecular function: protein histidine phosphatase activity. Gene Ontology annotation, cellular component: cytosol. The coding region runs from base 44 to 475 and encodes 143 amino acids. Gene Ontology annotation, biological process: peptidyl-histidine dephosphorylation.
GUAGAAAUCCUGACCCAAAUAAAGGUAUCUGUGAGAACUACUCAUGUUCUCUGUGGUCAGUAGACCUCUGCGCAGUUUCAGAGUCUACGGCGUUUUGCGUAAAUCUACAGUCGCAAUGGCAGACGCUCUGGCUAAAAUCCCCGAUGUAGAGAUUGAUCCAGAGGGAACUUUUAAGUACAUACUGGUCAGAGUAAAAGCGAAAGAUGGCGAUGUGCAUAAAGACAUUGUCCGUGGCACAAAAAAUGCCGAAUAUCACAAUCAUAUUUUUGAGAAGGUCAACCCUGCUAUGGAGGCCUUGGGGAUGGAGUGCAAAUGCCUUGGAGGAGGGAAGAUAGAGCACAACAACCAAGAGAAAAAAAUAAGGGUGUUUGGAGAAUCCACUGCCUUUGGAAAAGCUGACCAUGCUGUUUCUGUGGAGAAGCUGAAGACUUUCUUCAGCGACUAUGAGAUCACCUGGUCAGACGACAAAAAAUAGUUGUAACCUUUGUGACAUUUCAAACAUCCGCCUUUAUUUAACAGUUCCGUGAAUCAAACCACAUAAUGAUGCUUUAACUGUUCUGUAAAGCAACCAUUCAAAUACAGUCCUUCUGCAGUUCACAUUUGGUUUCUUACUCAAUGAAAGCACAAGCUCUGAUUCUCUGCAUGUUUUUAAAUGCAAAGUUGUAGACAUUUUUGUCCCUUAGAAUUGACUCGUGUAUAUGAACUCUGUAGAUAUUCCUGUAAAUACCUUUUUGACUUUUAGUCCCCAUUGGCCUCAGUUGAAUAGGAGUACAUUUGCCAGGCGUAAAGUCCAUACAGGAAAGGGUGAGUCUGUUGGAAUCACAGACAUAUCCUGUUACACAGGAGGGAAAGUUUGUUGAAAACCCAAAAGAGAGAUAACAAGCACUUUCAUUUAACCCAUAGAUAAUCACUUUUGUUUUUAAGUCCGGAUAAUGAUAAACAUCAAGCUAAAUUCAGCAGAACUCUUUCUAAAUGGGAGUGCAAUAAUAAAUAAAAACUGCGGUAAAAUAUCUCCAAUCAAAAAACAAACAAGAACUCAGAGUGAGAAAAUAGCCUGAGCUGAGUCAUAUUUUAAGUCACAUGUUCAAUUUUGAAAAGUUCUUCCGGCUCCAGCAUUUUAUGGCUUUAAUCCAGUUCAAAUUUCACUUUUACUUUUAUGCUACGAAAAAAAUGCACUUUUAAAAUCUGUAGUAAACAGGUGGCACUUACACCAAACCACAUGGUGAUGUUUAGCA